Molecule: messenger RNA, 1732 nt
Organism: Pogoniulus pusillus (Red-fronted tinkerbird)
Lineage: Eukaryota; Metazoa; Chordata; Aves; Piciformes; Lybiidae
Gene: ADTRP
Product: androgen dependent TFPI regulating protein
Exons: 6
Coding region: 1-702 (233 amino acids)
Cellular component (GO): endomembrane system; membrane
Source: RefSeq, a predicted model, not a curated record
AUGGGAAUCUCUACCAUCACAAUGUACCAUUGCCUUGCCUUUGUCUGGUACUUUUUUGUUGCCUAUUCAAUCACACACGUAAGCACAGAAGAGCGGCCAUCUGAAGUGUUCCUUUAUGGUGGGCAGUGGAAAUAUUUGACAGUCCUCAAUCUGGUUUUGCAGGCUGUCUUCUAUGGAGUGUCCUUCCUGGCUGAUGUGUUGAGACUAAUUAAGAAACUGCGAUGUGCUAAGUGCGUAAUUUCCAGCAGAGACCUUCUUUUCAGUGUCCUGGCUUUCCCCGUGUCCACAUUUGUGUGCAUAUCCUUUUGGACACUGUAUACCUACAAUCGAGAGCUGGUUUACCCCAAAAGCCUCGAUGGAGUCAUCCCACUCUGGUUAAAUCAUGCUAUGCACACAGCUGUAUUGCCGUUUGCUGUCCUGGAAAUCCUUGCUAUACCUCACCGUUACCCAGCGAAGAAGAAGGGAUUGAUCCUACUAGGAUUUGUUGCUUUCCUGUAUAUCAGUUGGGUGCUGUGGAUUUAUUCUGUAACAGGAGAGUGGGUGUAUCCUCUCUUUGCUCUCUUCAACCCAGCCGGGUUGGCAGCCUUUUUUGCUGGUAGCCUUGCUGUCAUCGUCUCUUUCUACAACUUCGGGGAGUUCCUCAACCGUAUGAUAUGGGGAGAUUCAAUAGUAAUACUGGACUACAGGCGGAAAGGCAAGUGAACCAUCUUCUUCAAGCCAAACUAUCUCUCCAUGGAUGCUGAAGCCAUGAAGCAGAGGAAAAUAAAUGCAGCUGCGAUAAAUCCUUUCUCCAAUGCAUUGCUGCUUCUGGUGAAGCCAUUAUGUCAUGAGACAUAUGGAAAACUGAUGGAAAAUAUGAAAUGUUUGCCUCUUACAUGAUAACUCAGCAACUGCUAUAAAUAAGAAAAUUGUCUUCAUCUGUUGACACAGAUUUCUCAUCUCUUGCACAAUGUACGUGAGGAUGUGCCCAUCAAUGGUAAAUGAACUCCCCCACGAGCUUGGCACCACUUUGCAAAAGCCUGGUGAGUGCAAGACAGCUCGUGUUUGGAUUGCCCUUUGUCAAAGUCUGGAAGAAAUUAAGAGGAGGGGUAACUUUAACAGUGCUGUGACUUCCAAGCUAGCUAGAUAACAAAUUGGGCUAACAAGGGUUGUAAUUAGGAAUGUCUGCUCAGAGAGUUCACCAUGAAGCCAAGUUCUUCUAAUGAGAAACAUGCUAGAAUAUUAAUAUGCAUCAUAUCUCCCCUCCAUUCUAACAGGCAAUGUAAAUGCAAGACUUUCUUCCUUUUUCUUGGUUUCAGUUAAUCUCGUAGCAAAAGUAACCUAAUUAUACUGACUGUAUGAUUGCUUUGACAGAAAGCAUGUUAAUUUAAAGCACUGUUUAACAUAAAGCUGCCUGCCAUAUAAUUACACUCCAUUCACAUGUUUACUAAUCUUGCUCAAUAUAGUUGAUUUCUGUUAUUAGCCUCAACAUCUCGUUAACAUCUAAAACACCGGAGAUCUGCUUUUCAAACCACAAUAAACAGACAAAACCAACAACGGCCUAAGUGUUCCUUAAUGGUCCAUGUGAAAAAGAAAGAUCUCUGUUAUUAGCCUUGCAUUUAAAUGAGGAUUUGAAGCUAGUUGCAGUACUUGAAUGUCUUCAUUGCCAAAACCCCUGGCUUAGAGCUACUGUGCACGCAGUUCACUGAGGUGUUAUUUUCAGCUUUCGAAUGCCACUGGAGCUUAGUGAAAA